GACUGUGGAGAGGCUAUGUGGAGUUUCUGAGAUCAUCAUGUCAGUCUUAAACAGCCCAGAUCCAUGUGGUGAAAAGAAAUUGGCUGACAGGAACACAGGUCAUCGCGAUGAUAAUGUUAUGCCGUCCACGGCUGACAUUUCCAACGUGGCCACUAGGGGCAGUCCACGCUUUGGAGCCUUGAGUCACCACUCCUUCUUUUCCAGACACAACCCUCACCCACACAGAGUCACACACAUCCAAGGUCUGAAUGGGAUUCCAGUAUGCAUGGUGAAUGAUGACUGGUACGUGACCACCUCACUAUUCCCCCAUCCGCUCACCAAGAGCCAGGUAUUCAGGACUAGUACAGGAGCUCCUUUCUCCCUGCCUGCAGAACACAGCGUGUAUGGGGGCAGAUACAGAACCGGACACAGAACAGCUCUGUUAUCAGAAGCCUGGAAAGAGGAGUUGAAAGAUCUCUCUGCAAAAAUCAGCAUUUCUACUCAGGACAGAAAGGACAAAAAAUAUGUGUGUGUGUGUGUGUGUGCGUGCAUGUGUGUGUGUGUUACUAUACAGGAGAAUCGAGAGGAGGGUCUGGUCCGGAGGAAGACCCAGUACUCGGCCCAGACAGGGAGGAUCAUCCCUCCCUCCUCUCAGACCCACCGUCACCCCCCUGCCCCGGCUCUACAUCACCAGGAACUUAUGGUGCUGGAGCUGCUCUGUCAAAUCCUUCAGACUGACUCCUUAUCAUUGGUCCAGCAGUGGCUGCUGCUUGCAGGCCAGAGGGAGAAGGACCUGGUGAUGGGGUUGAUUCAACAGGCCAUGAAGGAUAGUGACUUCCCCAGGCAGCAGAGGUUGGCUGAGGGCGAAGAGCCCAGACACCAUCCACGCACCUCUUUGUCAGGCUGGGUGCUUACCAGCUGCGGACAUAGAAAACUAAGACUUCAUACCAGUUCAUCCCGAAUGCAGCUGCCAAUCAGUAAGGAGGACAAACCAGAGAGGAUUGGAGAAGCAGAGGUCCUUGAGGUCCACCCAGAAAGCCCGAAACCCCCCGAAACUAAGAAACAUCUUCCCCAGGAUGAUCAGAAUGAGCAGUGUGAUCAGAAUGAUUAGACUUCCUUACAUUGUAAUGAUUCUGUUUUCAUAAUUUAAUGUGGUUAGUAGGAAGCCUCUUUCUGUAUUCAGAAACAUUCUCUGACUAGAUAUUCUGUAUGAUGUAACACCGUUGUCAUGGUUCACUUCUCAAACAAUUCUGAGCCAAUUAAAUCAGAUUAUUGUGCCCA
Molecule: messenger RNA, 1260 nt
Organism: Coregonus clupeaformis (lake whitefish)
Lineage: Eukaryota; Metazoa; Chordata; Actinopteri; Salmoniformes; Salmonidae
Product: protein TBATA-like
Exons: 9
Coding region: 38-1090 (350 amino acids)
Source: RefSeq, a predicted model, not a curated record